AUGCCGGCAAUAACCAACCUUUUCAACCGCCAACCACCACGGCGGACACUGUUCAUAAUCUUCGGCACCCUGUCAUUUUUGACAUUAUGCAUGUUCACCAUUCACUUCCCAAUCCUCAACCAGCUAUCUACACUACGAGUGUUUGAUACGAUUGGAAGAGGGCAUCACAAACCACACCACCACCAAGAAGCUGCAGGAGAAGUCGUGGUGACAGUGACACCACCGACGCAGGGGCAAGAAGAUGGGCAAAGCGGGAUGACGUCUUCAGGGUCGAUAGGUGCACCCCACCUUGAACCCCAACCCAGACCUCACUCACCACCACCACCAUCCCACGACAUCGACAUGGACACCAAUCACAACCUUAAAAUGAAUCCCUCUCAGCACCCCAUGGGCGGUGCUUCCGCCAACAGUCAGGAGGAGGAAGAAAUGGAUCUCACGGCUAGCAACCACAAACACCACAAGCACCCCCCUCCCCCACCACUAAACCUCAUCUCCCCCCUUCCCCCUUCCCACCCCCCACUCCGCCGCCUAAUCAUCAUCUCCGACGUCCACGGUCACCUGCUUCCUCUCCAGAAACUCCUCUACUCCAAACUCAACUUCUCCCCCACCUCUGGUGACCACGCCAUCUUCGUCGGUGACCUAGUGACCAAAGGCCCAGACAGCAAAGGCGUCGUCGCCCUAGCCAUGUCCAUCGGCGCCUCAGCAGUGAGAGGAAACCACGAAGACCGUGUCCUAGCAGCAGCCUACGGUCUCAAAAAGCUAGACUACUGGCCUCAGCAACAGGACGACAGCGACUCAGCCGAAACAGAAGGCAAAAAGGAGCGUGACAGGCAAAAGGAGCACCAAAAGGACGAGCACGCCAAGUCUGUCGCGAAAAGCCUAUCAAAGUCACAACUAAAAUGGCUGGCAGAACGCCCUGUGAUAUUGCACGUUGGCCAGCUGGGGCACCUCCCCCAGUUAUCGACAGAGCAGAAACACCACAAAGAUGGCAAGAAAAAGAAGGGCGGCAAUGGCGGCGAAGAGGAUGAAGGUCUGCAACAGCCAUGGAAUCCCCUCAACGAAGUUGUCGUUGUCCACGGUGGUUUGGUACCAGGUCUUGACCUUGAAAAGCAAGACCCCUGGGCGGUGAUGAAUAUGCGGAGUUUGAUCAACAACAACAACAACAACAACAACAACAACAACAACAACAACAACAACGGCCACAACAACGGCAAAGAUGAUGACAAGGAGGAAGAAGAAGAGGUUCCCCUACCGGUAGAUAGCACCGACGACGGGGAGCCCUGGUCAAAAGCCUGGAGCCGCUACCAAAACCACCUAUCCCCUUCUUCUUCACACGAUACUUCCAAAAAAACAAUCGUCAUCUACGGCCACGACGCUAGGCGCGGACUGCAGGUCGAUCCCCAUGUGGAUAUCACGCCCUACUUCCAGAAACAAAAGGGCUCCAAUAAGAAAGGUAACCGGCCCAAAAAGGAAAGGGGCAUCAGAUAUGCGUUUGGGUUGGACAGUGGGUGUGGGCACGGGAAGAAGUUGACUGCUUUGGUCAUCAGUCUCCCGGUUACUACUACUACCGAAGGAGGGCAAGGGGAGAUCAAGCAUGAGAUUGUCCAGGUGGGGUGUGAUGACAUGAGCACGGGGGAUGAUGCUCAGUAA
This is a messenger RNA of Podospora bellae-mahoneyi, 1650 nucleotides long. RefSeq lists its product as uncharacterized. The coding region runs from base 1 to 1650 and encodes 549 amino acids. Gene Ontology annotation, molecular function: phosphatase activity; endopolyphosphatase activity. Lineage: Eukaryota; Fungi; Ascomycota; Sordariomycetes; Sordariales; Podosporaceae. The transcript has 3 exons. Gene Ontology annotation, biological process: polyphosphate catabolic process. Gene Ontology annotation, cellular component: cytoplasm. The record is from RefSeq and is a predicted model, not a curated record.